AAGAAACUGCUGCGACUCUUUGUGUUCUGCUUUUACGCUGUGAUCCAUGAAAACAACUUAAUGCGCCUUUUUAGUUGGACAAUCAGCGACUUACUCAAAUAUGUCGGACGGCGGCACGUCUGGGAAUGAACCGGGGCUCCCAGAUUCACAGAACCGGGCCUCUGAGCCCGGAGACGGGACCCCGUCCUCCAGGUUCCUGCGGGCGGAGCAGGAGCUGAACGCCCUCCUCCGGGGGCUCACCUUCGGGGAGCCCGUCCGCUACAUCUACAACCCGCUGGAGUACGCCUGGGACACCCACUGCUGCUACGUGGAGAAGUACUGCCAGCCCGGGAAGACGGUCCUGUUUCUGGGGAUGAAUCCCGGACCUUUCGGCAUGGCGCAGACCGGGGUCCCGUUCGGUGAGGUGAAGUCAGUCGUUGAUUGGCUGAAGAUCUCGGGUGAGGUCGGUCGCCCUGCUGAGGAGCAUCCAAAGAGACGGAUCCUGGGCCUCGGCUGCACGCAGAGCGAAGUGAGCGGCGCUCGCUUUUGGGGCUUCUUCAGAAAGCUGUGCGGCGAGCCCGAGCAGUUCUUCCGCCACUGCUUCGUUCACAACCUGUGCCCGCUGAUCUUCAUGAGCGCCAGCGGGAAGAACUUGACGCCGCCGGAGCUGCCUGCAACGGAGCGAGAGAAACUGCUGUCCCUGUGUGACGCGGCGCUCUGCAAAGUGGUCAAGUUGCUGGGCGUCUCCAUGGUGAUCGGCGUGGGGAAGGUUGCGGAGCAACGGGCGCGGCGGGCGCUGUCUGCCGAGGGCGUAGUGAAUGUGCGAGUCGAGGGCGUCAUGCACCCGUCGCCCAGGAACCCGCUGGCCAACAAGGGCUGGGAGGAGGUGGCUAGAGCCAAGCUGGCGGACCUGGGUGUCCUUCCUCUGCUGAGUAGCAGCUAACGAGCUGCAGGUCCGAUCUGAUGGUUCAUCAGGAGGUGAAGAGCUGCUCCAUAUUCAGCUUGUUAUACCGUCUCUGACCUUCCUCUUUGACCUUCGUGUGGAGAAAUCUUAACGCGCGUCUACAGAGCGAGCAUGUCUGCAUGAAGUGCAUUAAAUAUUCAUCCUCAGAACUACAAAACAUCACUAUUUCUGUUUCUUCGUGCCCACAUCUGAGAAGGGAGUUUGGUCUCGUUAUGCUGAACUUUAUGCAGGACUCAUGCAGCCUGGAAGGGUAUGGCAUUUUAUUUCUGAAUGUGGGUAAAUUGGUAUGAAAAUAAGAGUAAACAAAAGCAUCGGUAUUUCCAGACUUGGUUUAUAACCCCAGGGUCUAAAAGUGUCAGCCUGCCUUCCUUCCUUGUCUUGCUACCUUUCUGGUGCAGCUACUUCUUUCCUUUUUUGUGUCCUUCCUAUCUUCCUUACAUCAUUCUACCUUUGUCUCAUACUUCGGCUUCUUUGAUUGUGUCUUUCAUUUGUUCCUACAUUUGUUCUUUCGUUAUCCCUGCUGUCCUCAUUUUCUUUCCUUUCUUCCUCUCAUUCCUUGCAUCCUUCCUUUCUUUCUUUUGCUCUUUGUGCCCCGUCUUCCUUCCUUCCAUGUUUAUGACUUUGCUGCUUUGUGUUUUGUAGAAAUUUGAGUCGCUCCAUUAUGCGUAGGGACACAAGCUCUCCAUCUGAAGUUUGCCAGUGAACAUCUGAAUGAUUGAGAGUGCAUUAAAUAUUAAUUCUCAAAACAGAACCUGUUCUGGUCAGAUGAGACCAAAAUCCAGUUCUCUGUGACGGAGCCCAAACGUACUGCCGGGGCACAAUUCAGCGGGGAAUCAAACCUUUAUUUCUUCCAUAUACCUGAAGUUCAGGACACUCUGUUCCCCUUUUAUGUGGUAAUAAAAAUGACAACAAAUGAGUAGAAAUAAAUCAUCAAUUAGGCUUUAGUUUCAACCAGGUGGUUUAUCAACAGAUUAAAAUGUUAUCCACAAUGAGUCACUAAAUGACUCAGUUAGCACUCCUGACAAACUACUAAAAUGGCACCGAAAUGUGACGCUGGUGACAUCUAAUAUCUACAUAUACUGCAUUAUAUGCUGUUGAGAGAAAUGUUGCACAUGUGAGACGCAAUUCUUUUAUAUUUUCUGUUUAUCUUUUUUGUUAUAUUUAGUUUGUUUUUAUCACGUAUUGGUUGUUUUCCUCAGGUCUGUUUCAGGGUUCUGUGUCUUUCAGGGUUUUUGCUACUAAAAUAAAAACACUCUUGUCUACAAAUUAA
This is a messenger RNA of Poeciliopsis prolifica (blackstripe livebearer), 2213 nucleotides long. RefSeq names its product single-strand-selective monofunctional uracil-DNA glycosylase 1 (gene smug1). Gene Ontology annotation, biological process: base-excision repair. The transcript has 2 exons. Lineage: Eukaryota; Metazoa; Chordata; Actinopteri; Cyprinodontiformes; Poeciliidae. The record is from RefSeq and is a predicted model, not a curated record. Gene Ontology annotation, molecular function: oxidized pyrimidine nucleobase lesion DNA N-glycosylase activity; single-strand selective uracil DNA N-glycosylase activity. Bases 101 to 922 code for a protein of 273 amino acids.